Messenger RNA from Capra hircus (goat), 1660 nucleotides. RefSeq names its product ras-related protein Rap-2c-like. Gene Ontology annotation, biological process: Rap protein signal transduction; negative regulation of cell migration. The transcript has a single exon. The coding region runs from base 80 to 682 and encodes 200 amino acids. Gene Ontology annotation, cellular component: plasma membrane. Gene Ontology annotation, molecular function: GTP binding; GDP binding; GTPase activity. Lineage: Eukaryota; Metazoa; Chordata; Mammalia; Artiodactyla; Bovidae. The record is from RefSeq and is a predicted model, not a curated record.
CCCGCUCGGCCCCCGCCAGGCCCCCGCCUCCGCGCGCCAUUCCUCCCGCCGCGCGUCCCGCCAGCCGCGCGCUUCGGCCAUGGCGAGCCUGGGGCUGCGACCGGCCAAGGGGUACCGGGUGGUGCUGCUGGGCAGCGUGGCGGUGGGCAAGACGGCGCUCGCCACGCAGUUCGCCUGCGGCAGCUUCCCCGAGCAGUGCGAGCCGUCGGUGGAGGAGCUCUUCAGCAAGGUGAUCGAGGUGAACGCGGCGCCCGCCCUUCUGGAGAUCGUGGACACGGUGGGCGCCGAUCACCUGGUCACCCUCAAGGACCUGUACAUCAAGAACAGCGACGGCUUCGUGGUGCUCUACAGCGUGUGCAGCGAGGCCUCGUUCGAGGCGGUGCGGCCGCUGCGCGAGCGCAUGGGCCGGCUGCGGGGGCCCAAGGCCGUGCCGCUGGUGCUCGUAGGCACCAAGGCCGACCUGGACGCCCAGCGCCAGGUGCUGACGUCUCAGGGCCGCGCGCUGGCCCGCGAGUGGCGGUGCCCGUUCCUGGAGGUCACGGCCAAGAGCAAACUGAUGGUGGACCAGGUGUUCACGCAGGUGGUGCGCGAGAUGGAGGCCCUGGCCCCGCCCGAGGAAGUGGUUCCGGCGGUCCCCACCAACGCGCAGGAGACGUGGCCGUCCGAAAGAUUCAUCGGCUGACGCGCGGCGGUUCCUCUUGCCUGUAUUCGUCGCUUUUCGUGAUUUCUGAAGCUCCCUUUGCUCCUCUGCGUUUUUUAAGAAAGUUAUUCCGCUGUAAACAAGUGGUUACUUCUAUAUAUUGACUCAGAUCCGUGCCUCAGACUGUCCACAGAGCUUCUUAAAUGUUUGUCGAGAACUUUGCAACUGUGUUUACUUCUGACAGUGCUGGAGGAGAAACCAAAAAUCAGUUUUUUACCUCCUGUAUGAAGAAAGCCUACCCUUUUCUUCAGUGGAAUUUGUUACAGGAUUUUUUUUUUUGGUCAUAAUUAAUACCUUCCAGUGUCAUCUGACGUUUGAUAUUGAUUGUGGAACAUGAACUGAUGUUUCAGCUUUCCAUUCCAUGAGGCUCUGAUGUGUUUCCCUGUCAUUUACAGCCUUGAAUUGCAGUAGUAUUUUCCUCUCUUCGUACUUCUAAAUAUAGUUAUGACAUACGUAGCCAUGGUUUGAAAGGGAUACUGUAUACUCUGGGAGGGGAAAAAUCAACUGUGUGCUGGGGCAGAGAUAGCUCAGCUCUGCCUUCAGUUUUGUAAUUGACAUCUAGUCGAUUUCUGCAUCUGUCCAUCUGUCGAUUAAGUGAAAAUAAAAUGACUUUAGAAGUCGAUAGUUUUUGAUAUUUGUCUUUCUAAAACUUAAGCUCCAAGUUCCUAAGGUUUCCGUAUACCAUAUCUUUGCUUUUCAGUUAUUUUCCAGGACAAGUUAGUUACUAGAGUGAACAUGGCCCCACAUCUUUCUCUGUUUCUGCAGAAGUGCUUUCAAUUACAAGUUGUUUUUUUUUUUUUUUUCUCGUGUCUUGCCAGAGUCGGAUACAUUGUCUGAAUACCUGCCUAGUUUAACAGCAGUACAAAACAUGAAGAAAUAGAAACAAAACAUGGAGAAUCUUUUUGUAAUGAUAGUAGAGAUCUUUCUUGCACUGGCUUAAUUAAAAAAAUUGGUCCUUGA